This is a messenger RNA of Amoebophrya sp. A25, 548 nucleotides long. The record is from the annotation of a GenBank genome assembly. Lineage: Eukaryota; Dinophyceae; Syndiniales; Amoebophryaceae.
CGGCUUCACAUCGCUAAACUUCGGACUCGACGAUGGCCGUAACCAUCCUGAGUCCCGUUUGGAUCUCUCAAGCACGACAUCAGCAGAACAGCAGAGACGAGCUCACGUACAAAUUCUCUUCUUAUGCUUCCUUUCGACCAACAUCUUCUCUACAGAUUUAUUUUUCAUCGAUCUUUUCUUUUCAAAAAUAUUACGGACAUAAUUGUUAUAGUCGUAAAUCAUGCCAAUGCCUCUGAAGCUCAUUCAUAGUACAACUUAUAGAUGACGUUUCGUCUUAUUAUAUUGCCCUCACGUAACUUCAGGUUCAGAUUCCUGGCCUCGAUCCAGUAACGGGUCGACCACUAUUUGGCACAAAACUAGAGCGCGAGAGCCGCGGACAAGGUGACUUAGGCAUCCUUCGUGGUAACGAUAGUUUCGGGAGAGCUUCAGGUGCGCUAGGCGAGGUCUAUGGCGGGAGCAGCGCAAGUCGGAGUACGCUGGGUCCUAGUAGUACAGCGCUAGGCCGAAAAAAUCUGACCCGCCAUGGUUUUUCCGAUUUGAUCUACUCC